Molecule: messenger RNA, 3439 nt
Organism: Formica exsecta
Lineage: Eukaryota; Metazoa; Arthropoda; Insecta; Hymenoptera; Formicidae
Gene: Grip75
Product: gamma-tubulin complex component 4
Exons: 10
Coding region: 229-2160 (643 amino acids)
Biological process (GO): microtubule nucleation; spindle assembly; mitotic cell cycle
Cellular component (GO): gamma-tubulin complex; spindle pole; centrosome
Molecular function (GO): microtubule minus-end binding; gamma-tubulin binding
Source: RefSeq, a predicted model, not a curated record
GCGACAGCGUGUUGUUGUUCUUUAAAAAAAUUGAACAAAGGUUAUGUUAUAAUUUCGAGCUAUCCGAAAAUCCAAAGCAGAUUUACAAGCACGUUUACAAACAAAUUAAAACUUCAGAAGAAUUUCCAUUAUGUAUUACAUAAUUUGAAAUUAAUAAUGAUAGAGCGAUAAUAGAAAUAAAACGAGAAUGAGCGACCACAUUUAAAAUAGAUAUCUGUGAUCCUCAAAAUGUUGCAUGAGAUUUUAUUGUCACUUUGGGGAUGCUCAACCAGUGUACCGCAGAUGAUAGAGACAGAUUCUAUAGAUCUUGAUAAAUAUUUACAUCCUGGGGAAAGAGCGUUACUCAAUAAAAUAUUAGAUAUUGUGAAGGAAUGCAAUGUCAUACGAAGUUUUAUACACACAGUGAACAGCGAGGAUACAAAAGAUCUCGAAUAUGUCACUCCCGGCUUGUACAUACGUGCUCUGUGCGAUGGGAUGGAUCAGGCGCUCGAGCCAUUUCGCGAAGAAAUAGUUGAGCUAGAGCGUACAGUCUUAAACGACAGUCAUACCCCUUUGUCGUUAAUUCUCUGCAACGUUGAAAAAUACACUUGUUUAUUUUCUCUUCUGCAUUCUAUUAUUCGUGAGAUUCGAACGCAGAAACUCCAUGGUUGUAAAUUGUUGCAAUGUUUACAUCAGCGUAUGCAUACCGGCAUACCGGAAAUCAGCUCCACUUUGAAAUUAAUGACCCAUUCCGUUCAUUUCGUUUUCUAUAAGCAUCUAACAAGCUGGCUCUUGUACGGGCAUCUAGAGGAUGUCCACAGAGAAUUCUUCAUUCAGAAAGCAUUGGAUUGUGAGAAAACUCUGGUGCAUGAGGAUGCGAAGAAUGAUAUUGAUACACGCGAUCAAUUAGCAAAUAGUAAAAAUAUCGGUGUCAAUAUGUGGGAUUAUGAUGUUCAGAUGGACAUGCUUCCAUCCUAUAUAAGGCCAUCAUUGGCAAACAAAAUCUUGACCAUUGGUCAGACUGUGAUUAUGUUUGGAAAUGAUCCCAGGCAAAAGAAAGAUUUCAGUACGAUGUCUAAAACGGAGAAUUCCGUAUGGGGCGACAAGGAAUAUGAAUAUUUUAGAAAACUUCAGAAUCUCCAGGCGAAAUCCGUUUUCAACAUUGUCGAGUUUGACCGCACAAUCAACGAAUUAAAACAGUGCGUGACGGAACUUCUAUGGAACGUUGCCGUCGAAGAGGCGCAACUAAUGCAACAACUGAGACUGGUGAAGGAGUUCUUUCUCAUGGGUCGCGGUGACUUGUUCUUGGAAUUCAUCAAGCUUACGGCACAUAUCCUAAAUAAGGCACCAACAAAUCACACAUCUAGAGACAUUAAUCUUGCAUUUCAAAUAGCGCUAAGAAAAAUGCAUUUGAACGAUGAAAGCGCUAUAGAUAGUUUUAAUUUCGCGGUGCCCGUGCCACCUUCCGAAAACGAGGACGUGGACACGGACACCACUGACCUUCCUGAUAACGAGAGACAAGAUCCCAACGAAAAACGUGGAUGGGGUCUUAUCACAUUAAAAUACAAAGUUGUUUGGCCGUUGCAUCUGUUAUUUAGUCCAGUCGUGUUGAACGAUUAUAAUAUUUUGUUUCGCUUCCUGUUGAGAGUUAAAAAGACUCAGAUAGAUUUGUGGAAUCUCUGGAGUGAACACAUGCAUCAUAAAAACAUCGACAUUGGUGUGAUCCAGUUGAGAAAUAAUUUGGUCUUCAUUGUCGACAACUUACAGUAUUAUCUGCAAGUGGACGUGUUGGAAAGUCAAUAUGCCGUGAUGGAAACGAGUAUGAAAAGCACACGAAAUUUCGAGGACAUACAGAAGGCGCAUUCUAUAUUCCUGGCUAACGUCAUGUCGCAAACCUUUUUACUGGGCAAUGGAGCAGGAAAGAAAAAUUCUGUAAAUAUGUUGAUACAUCUUUUGUUACGAUUAUGCGACGAUUUCAUCUUACAAGCGUCCAUGUGGGAAGUCGGUAAUUUGCUUCUAACAGAGAAAGAGGAACUCAAAACAUUAUGUGAAACACUCGACAGUGUGAUGGACUGGUUGACAAAGACCUUAAACAGAGUACGUGCACAACCCUGUGGGGAACACUUGGCUCGAUUGUUAUUGAGACUAGAUUUCAAUAGAUGGUUCAGUAAAAAAGUCUGAAAGAGGUAAAACACAAAUCUACAUAUCAAAUUACAAAUAAAUGCUGAUAUAAUCCUGUGAAAAAAGGAUAAAGAAUUAUAUGGCUUUCUUGAUUUUUUUUUGAAGGAUCCAAUGUUUAGAGGAAAAUAACAAAAGAUCAAAUAACGCUAUUAAUAUUUUUCAUUAACAAAAAAUAAAAUGAUGCAAAUUUGAAACAUGGGAACUUGUAUUUAUGUAUAAAAAAAUAUUCUAGUCUAUAGACAUGCUCUUCCAUAGAGAUCGACUUCUAUAUUUCCAUGUAUUAUGUAAUUUGUAAUUUAUAAUCAAUAGAAUAAUUUUUAUUGUGAUUAAUAUAGUUUUAAUAUACACUUGUGUAUAUUAAAUAAUCUCUUUACAGAUCAUUGCACACUUAAAUAUUAUUAUUCUGAAAAAUGAUACUAAUGGCAGUAAUGAUAAAACGUUAGUACGACACACAUGUAUAUGUGUUUAUGGUGUACAUGAUCUUUUUAUAAUAAUAUAAUAAUAAUAAUAUAUGUCAAUCUCUUUCAAUCAAAGAGAAUUUUAACUCAUUAUUUCAUAUUAAUAAUAGACGAUGUAUAAUACAUAUAUAACGAAUACGACGAUAUAUAUAUUACGAAUAUAUAUCACACAAGUAUAAAAGAAUGCUUCUUAAAGCAUAUGAGCAUUAUUUGAAAGAUCUUUUAGACAUUAACAUUAUUGUUUGAUAUAUAAAAUUCUUAUUUUAUGUUAUACGUGAAAUACUUAUUUUGUUUAUAACAUAUGGAAUUCUUAUCUUACUUGAAAUUUCUCAAUCGCUAUCGUCGCUAUCGUUAUAAUCUUCAUCGCCGUAUCCACAUGUACUAUUAUCGUAUCGACGUUGCCACAAUUGUAUUGCGUUUUUGAUGGAUGCAUCAGAGGAUAAUUCCUCUGCGGUGAAACCGUCAUUAUUCUUCAAUGUCGUGUCUGCAUUGUGUUCCAACAAUAAAUUUAUCAUCUCCAAGUGUCCAUGACUCGCUGCCACAUGUAGUGGCGUGUCACCCAUUUUAUUCUACAAUUAAUAGAAAAAAGCGAAAAUUCAGAAAUAGGGGGAUCCUUGUUAAAAAUAUAUACAAAAGAAGAAAUAACGACAAUAAGUCUAAAACAAGACAAUGUAAGAGUAAACAUUUGAUAUAGCUCAUAUUUAAUGCUAAGUGUGUUUAUCUAAUUUGAUGGGUUUUGUUCAUCUCAUGUCAAAUAUCUCCUUAGAUGUAGUGUUACAAAGAGUUUUGAAUUAUACAGCUACAUUUAGCGUUAAAGAUGA